Molecule: messenger RNA, 5717 nt
Organism: Abrus precatorius (Indian licorice)
Lineage: Eukaryota; Viridiplantae; Streptophyta; Magnoliopsida; Fabales; Fabaceae
Exons: 1
Coding region: 1201-3669 (822 amino acids)
Source: RefSeq, a predicted model, not a curated record
CUUUCCGUGAGUUCUGCUUGUGGGUACACUAGAUUGUUCCGAAGUUUGUGUUUUUUUGCCAAGUGUUUUCUCUCUGUCUCUUCUAAAUCACUUGAAUUACUGCAACUGAGGGCCUUUUUUUUUUGUUUUCUUUUUUGCAACAGUUUGAGAUUCAUUUUGUGUUAAAUGUUUUCUUUUUGUCACAACGUUGAGUUUGGUGAUGUUUCUCUCUUCUGCACUUUAUGUUUUGUUUGUUAUAAGUUUUGGUAAUUGGUUGUUCUGCCUCUACUGAAGAAGCAAGGUUUGUGUUUUUGAUCCUGUGAAUUGUUUUGCUCAGGGUUUUCAGGUUUUAUAUAUUGUUAAGCUGAAAGUUUAUUGAGGGUAUUAUGGUGUAUGUGGAGUACAGCCACAUUUUGUGUAGAAGAUGAGAAGGGAAGCACAAGAGGAAUGCCGAGCUUCAAUUCGCAAUUACCAAAUUCCAAUGCAUGGUAUAUACAUAUAUAUUUGAAUAAUGUUUGGGCAAAUAUCUAGUUGGCUUCAGGGUUUUAAUUUAUGUUUCUAAUGCUGCUUACCAUGUUCAGUCAUUCUAUGUUAUGUUGUGGAUGAAAUGAGGAAAAUUUUGAACAUUGUGAUAUUGUUGGCUUCUGAGUUUCUAGAAUAAGGUGUAUCCAUGAUUUUCCAUAGUACUGGAUAAUGCCGACAUCUUCUAUUAUGUGGAUGAAGUGAGUCUAUACACUUUUAAGAGCAUUUUUUUUUUUGUGUUUAAUGAAAAUGAGUUAAGUUAAAAUAUACAAUUUAUUCCUUUUCACAAACCUCCUUUAGAACGUGUUUUGUGGUCUUGGAAAAUGUACAAACUCAGUUUAUGAAGCUAAACAAACAGACUCUAAGUUUACUUGGUUAACCACAAAUCCUUAACUUGACACUAUUUGUAUGGUAUCAUAGUAAGGUUUGAUAUUGAUACAGGAAGUUGUUAUUUCAGUUAGUAAUUAGUUUGUUAGAUUUACUGCUAUAUAUAGCAGAUUGUAAAGAAUAGCUGGCAUUCAUUUUUUCAAUUGUAAUUCUGGAACUCCAUUAAUUCAAUAAAACUACUGCUGUUCGGAUUCCAUUCUUUCUCUGGAUUCCCUACUUCUUCUCUUGGUUCUUUUUCGAGGUUCAUUAAUCCUACCUAGAAGAACCCUAUCAAUUGGUAUCAGAUGGUAACCUUCCAACCACGUUUUCGCCAUGGCCGAUAACACCCGCUCUGUCCGUGAAGAUUUUGAAAGCUUCAAGGCUUCCAUGGAGACGCGUUUUUUGGAUAUGGGAACGUCAUUGGAGGCCCGAUUCAUGGAUAUUGGGGCUUCAUUGAAGCACAGUCUUGAAGAGAUGUUCCGUAACUGUGACACCCACGCUUUUUCUAGUAAUGGUAAUCAAUCUCGCCCUUACUCUUGUCAUACACGGUUGGCUCGGCUGGAUUUUCCUCGCUUCAAUGGUGAUGGUGUGAAGCAAUGGUUAAUCCAAUGUGAAACCUUCUUUUCCGUCGAUGGUACACCGGAGGAUUACAAGGUUCGGUUGGCAGUGGUUCAUUUCGAAGGCAAGGCUCUGCAGUGGCACAGUGCCUAUGUCAAGAACGUAGGUUUACCGAAUCUUCCAUCUUGGGAUGAGUACACAAAGAUCUUGAUUGCUCGUUUUGGUGAAGUAUGCGAAGAUCCUAUGGCUGAAUUGAUGAGAUUAAGACAAAAGAAUUCUGUUCAGGAUUAUCAUGAAGCUUUUGAUCGAUUAGUUUCUCAAGUGGAGCUCUCUGAAGCCAAUCAAUUGAGUUGUUUUUUGGGUGGAUUGAAGCAGGAUGUACAGAUGAUGGUAAGGAUGUUCCAACCCACCUCUGUGAUGAAAGCUUUUUCGUUGGCCAAGAUGUAUGAAUCUGCAAACAACACUCAUUACCAACCUAAACUAUUUCCCAAACAAAAUACACCACCAUUAUUACCUAAUCCUCCCAAAAGCCUGGAACUCAAUCGACCAAAAUUACAAGCUUCUAGAAGUUUAACCCUUGCCUAUAUGAAUGAAAGGCGGGCUAAAGGUCUCUGCUACUUUUGUGAUGAGCCAUUCACUCCGGCUCAUAGCCUGACUCACAAGAAAUUACAGAUUCAUGUCUUGGAGUUGGAUGAGGUCACUGAUUCUGAUGAAGAAACUCCAACCUCGACAGAUAUAGAGGAACCUUUAAUUUCAGUUACUGCCUUGAUUGGAGUUACUAACUUUAGAACUAUGAGGGUCACUGGUCUAUUCAAAAAGAGACCUCUACAUAUCUUAAUUGACAGUGGAAGCACUCAUAAUUUCUUGGAUGUUCACUUGGCUAAGAAAUUAGGCUGUCGGAUUGUUAACAUGGAUCCUUUGAGUGUCACUGUGGCUGAUGGUGCUAGGGUGCAAAUCAAUAGUAUGGUCAAAAAAUUUACUUGGAUGCUGCAUAAUACAUCCUUCAAAUCUGACAUGUUGCUGUUACCCUUGGGAUGUUGUGACAUGGUGCUUGGUAUCGAAUGGUUGAUUACAUUAGGGGAUAUCAUUUGGAACUUUGAGAUGUUGACCAUGGAGUUUGUUGUGCAUGGUAGGAGGCUUGUCUUGAGGGGCACCACAGGUACAGGAAUUAAGACAAUCAGACAGCAGCGAUUACAUAAGUCCCUUUCAACUGGAGUUCAAGUCUCCCUGUUACAGGUGUGUGAGACAGGAGAAGGUGCUUUAUUGCAGUCUUUAUCACCUCAUGCUGAUUCCAUUACUGUUCCUGCCAGCAUUGAGAAGUUGCUGCUGGAUUUUCAAGAUGUAUUUCAAGAACCAACUACUCUUCCCCCUAAAAGAGCUGAGCAUGAUCAUAAAAUUCCGCUGGUUCAAGGCACAAAUCCUGUGAAUAGAAGGCCCUAUAGAUAUGCAAAGCAACAAAAAGACAUCAUUGAUGGAAUCAUAUUGGAGUACUUGAAAUCUGGCAUCAUUCAGAACAGUAGCAGCUCUUACUCUAGUCCAGUUGUUUUGGUUGGAAAAAAAGAUGGUGGCUGGAGACUUUGUAUAGAUUACAGGGAAUUGAAUAAAGGGACAAUAAAAAACAGGUUUCCUAUUCCUCUAGUAGAUGACCUGUUGGAUGAGUUACAUGGUUCCAAAAUCUUUUCUAAAAUUGAUCUGCGGUCUGGGUACAAUCAAGUUCGUAUGGCUGAAGAGGAUGUGCACAAGACAGCUUUUAAGACUCACUCAGGGCAUUAUGAGUACUUGGUUAUGCCCUUUGGACUGACAAAUGCCCCUGCCACUUUUCAAGGGCUCAUGAAUGCUGUAUUUCAGGAAUUCUUAAGGAAAUUUGUCUUGAUAUUGUUUGAUGAUAUUUUAGUAUAUAGCACUUGUCUUGAGGAUCAUUUGAAUCAUUUAUACCAAGUUCUGUCCACUAUAAGAAACCAUUCCCUAUUUGCCAAGAAAUCCAAGUGCUAUUUUGGAGUUGGAAGGGUGGAGUAUUUGGGGCAUUUCAUCACAGCAGAAGGUGUUGCCACAGAUCCUGCUAAGAUAAUUGCUGUGCAACAGUGGGCCUUACCUCGGUCUGUGAAGCAAUUAAGAGGAUUCUUGGGAUUAGCGGGCUACUAUAGACGAUUUGUCAACCGAUAUAGCACCAUAGCCAGACCAUUGCAUGACAUGCUCAAGAAGGAUGGAUUUUCUUGGACAGAGGAAGCUAAGUGUGCUUUUUAGGAAUUAAAAACUCAAUUGAGCAAAGCACCAGUUCUGGCCUUACCUAAUUUUUCUAAGGAGUUUGUGCUUGAGGUAGAUGCAUCUGGACAAGGAGUUGGAGCUGUUUUAAUGCAGGAUCGUCAUCCCAUAGCCUACAUUAGUAGGAGCUUUAAUCAGCAGCAGCAAGCACUUUCAACCUAUGAAAAGGAACUGCUAGGAGUUGUGUUUGCAGUCCAGAAAUGGAGGCACUACUUACUGCCUAAGAAGUUCACUAUAAGGACCGAUCAUCAAAGCUUAAAGUACAUCUUGGAUCAAAGGUUGUCUACAGCAUUUCAGCAGAAAUGGCUAAUUAAACUGAUGGAGUUUGAUUUCAAUAUUGAAUACAAACAAGGGCGUGAGAAUGUAGCUGCUGAUGCAUUAUCAAGGAUACAGUAUUCAGCUCUAUUAGUUCAUCAACCUACUUCUGAACUACUGAAUACAAUUAAAAACACUUGGCAAACUGAUGAAGAUUUACAAAGAAUCAUCAAUGAGUUACAGGCUGACAGUGCUACUCAUAGACAUUUUUCUUGGCAGAGGGGAGAGCUGAGAAGGAAAGGGAGAUUGGUAGUUGGUAAAGACCAAGAAGUAAGAAAACAGAUUCUGGUAUGGUUACAUGCUACUGCUUGUGGAGGACAUUCAGGCAGAGAUUCUACUCUUCACAGGGUAAAAUCAGUAGUAUAUUAGAAAGGUAUGACUAAGGAUGUUAGGAGAUUUGUCCAACAAUGCCAAGUGUGCCAGCGAAACAAGUAUGAUACUACUGCAUCACCUGGUUUGCUGCAACCAUUACCAGUUCCAGACCACAUAUGGCAGCAUAUUACCAUGGAUUUUAUAGAGGGAUUACUUAACUCUUUUGGUAAGCAAGUCAUCUUUGUAGUAGUUGAUCGAUUGAGCAAAGCAGCCCACUUUAUGGCCUUACAACACCCUUACACAGCUGCAACAGUAGCCCAAUGCUUCUUGGAUAAUGUUUUCAAACUACAUGGGUUUCCUGCUACCAUUACAAGUGACAGAGAUUCUGUGUUUGUAAGCCAAUUUUGGAAGGAGUUUAUGGCAUUUCAAGGUGUUCAAAUCCAGCUUUCUACUGCUUACCAUCCUCAAACAGAUGGUCAAACAGAAGUAGUUAACAGAUGUGUUGAAACAUACUUGAGGUGUAUGUGCUGUGAUGAACCUAAACAGUGGUCCAAAUGGCUUCCUUUGGCUGAAUGGUGGUAUAAUACCACAUAUCACAGUUCUAUAAAGACUAGUCCCUAUGAAAUUGUGUAUGGACAGACUCCUCCUACUUAUUUACCAUAUCUUCUAGGUGAGUCUAAGGUGGAGUUAGUGGAUAGAAGUUUACAGAAGAGAGAGGAAAUGCUUAAGCUGGCCAAGUUUCAUAUGAAAAGAGCACAAGAGAGGAUGAAACAGUUGGCAGAUAAACAUAGAUCAGAAAGGGAAUUUCAGAUUGGAGAUUUGGUCUUUGUCAAGCUUCAUCCAUAUAGACAAAUUUCUGUAGCAUUUAGAAGUAAUGCAAAGCUGGCUCCUAAAUACUAUGGACCUUAUCCAGUCCUUGAAAAGAUUGGUGCUGUGGCUUAUAGAGUGCAAUUACCAGCUAAUUCCUUGAUACAUAAUGUCUUUCAUGUUUCACAACUGAAGAAAUCAGUGGGGGAAGCAAACACUUCAGCAGAUUGUCCAAUAUUAGAAGAAGAAGCUAUUAUCAAGGAACCUGAGACCAUCAUUGACAGAACUACUGUGAAGAGGGGCAACAAGGCUGUCACUAAAGUGCUGGUCAAGUGGAAGCAUCAGCUGCCUGAAGAUGCUACUUGGGAGUUUUAUUAUGACUUAAAGAAGAAGUUUCCAAACUUCAGUUCUUGAGGACAAGGACUUGCUUAAGGGGAAGGGAUUGAUACAGGAAGUUGUUAUUUCAGUUAGUAAUUAGUUUGUUAGAUUUACUGCUAUAUAUAGCAGAUUGUAAAGAAUAGCUGGCAUUCAUUUUUUCAAUUGUAAUUCUGGAACUCCAUUAAUUCAAUAAAACUACUGCUGUUCGGAUUCCAUUC